Molecule: messenger RNA, 1691 nt
Organism: Benincasa hispida (wax gourd)
Lineage: Eukaryota; Viridiplantae; Streptophyta; Magnoliopsida; Cucurbitales; Cucurbitaceae
Product: Glutaredoxin family protein
Source: RefSeq, a predicted model, not a curated record
CAAUACCCUUCGCCUUCAAUCUUCAACCUUUCUUUUCCCCUUUUAAUCCUCUCUCUCUCUCUCUCUCCUCUAACCUAAAACUGAAAAAAACUUGAUUCCUCUGCAAAUAAACCCUUUUUCCCCUUUUCUUCAGCUCCUCUUUGAAUCAUCGAAGUCUUCGCUUCAAGCAAUCCAGAAGUUUCCCUGCAUUUUCAGCCGUCGUGAGGUAUAAUUUCUUCUUCUGGGUUGCUUUUUGUUUUUGAUUUCCGGCGAAAAAGGGAAGAUUUCGUCGUCGUUAUCGGAAAUUCCGGCCUCGAUGUGGCGGUCGUGGAGUAAAUCGAUGGUCCAGAUUCCUGAUAAGUCUUCUCAAUCGUCUUCAUUCUCUUGCUCCUCUUUCAAAGACGUUCAAGAACUUUUCGCUGAGGAAACCCCUAAACCUAGUUCUAGAAAGGCUUCAAUCGUCUUCCAUCGUGUUCGAUUUGUUAAUUCCUUGCUUAGAGCAUGGUCAAAUCUUCCGUCGGAUGGUCAAUCGCAGCUUCGAUUCCAACCUGAGUCUGAACCGGGGUUUAAAUUUCAUGACCCUAAAUCGACUAAAUCGCCGCAGGUACCGACGCGAUCUGAGGCUGGACCUGUUUCGGAUAAACGAAUUGUGGUUUACUUCACCAGCCUACGUGUUGUGAGGUCUACUUUUGAGGACUGUCGGACCGUUCGCUCAAUACUCCGAGGGUUUCGUGUUUCGAUUGACGAACGAGAUCUGUCGAUGGAUUCGGGCUUUGUGGCGGAAUUACAGCAAAUACUUGGUAAAAAGGAGUUGGCAUUACCGGCGGUUUUCAUCGGCGGGGAAUACAUGGGCGGGGCAGAGGAAAUCAGGCAGUUACACGAGAUUGGCGAGCUGAAGAAGCUGAUUGAAGGGUUGCCGACGGCGGAUUCCGGCGUUUGUGAGGUCUGCGGCGGCUACAGGUUCAUUCUGUGUGAGGACUGCAAUGGAAGCCAUAAAUUGUUCACGGAGAAAAGUGGGUUCAAGACAUGUACGGUUUGCAACGAAAACGGUCUUAUCAGGUGCCAUUCUUGCUCUUCUGCAACAUUCUGAAUCAUUCUGAUCCUUUCUCUUCGUAUAAUUUAAAGAAGAAAAUGGUGAAAGGGAAAAAGAAAUCAUCCCCAUAAAAGGAAACCCAAAAUCAAAAACAAAAACCAAAAAAAAAAAAAAAAGAAAAAAAGAAAAGAAAGAGGAAACUAAUUUUUAUUGACCAAUUUUUCGUUCUUUUUUUUUUUCUUUUCUUUUCUUGGAUCAGUUCUUAACAUUUUUGUACCUAAAAAGUAGCUUUUAACGAGUUUAGCUUCUUCAUAUUAAGCUGUCGCCAUAGAUUUCUCUGGUAAUAUUGUUGUUUGCAGAAGAAAGCAAUCACAAAAAUGGCUUUAAUUUCCCUCUCAUCAUAUGAAUUCAUGAUAUCUAGCUUAAAAAAGUCUGAUAAGCAUUAGAUGUUUAGAACUAAAAGUUUCAUUUGCCAUUGGGAUUGAGCUGGGCUGGCCUUGAUUUGUGGUGGGAAGGUCAUUUUUGUUUUGCUUGUAGAACCAGAAAGAGGUGGGAGGUAGACUGUACAGCUACAGUGGCAAAUAAUUGAUUCAUAAUUUGGGGAAAUUGAAAGGCCUUGUUGAUAUAAAUUAAAUAAACAAAGCUUUGGCCAUAUUACAUAUAUUUCAUUUGUUAACUA